AAGUUAAAGUUGAGAUCUUUGUAACCGAUAGAUGAAUUAAAAUGGAGGUUGUUGAGAGGAAACGAUCCAGAGGAGGGUUUUUAAAUUUAUUUGAUUGGCAUGGAAAAUCCCGGAAGAAGCUCUUCUCCGGCAGCAGCUCGGAACUCUCAGAAGAAUCAAAGCAGACAAAACAGACUGCUCAAAACCUCUUGAAGUCGAGGGUUUCUCUUAUUGAGGUUGAUGAGAUUGGAAAGAGUUCAAAUUACAACCCGAGAAGUGACUCGAGCUGUUGUGCAUCUUCUGUUACCAGUGAUGAUGGACAGGGGACAAGAGCCCCGAGUGUGGUUGCGAGGCUUAUGGGUUUAGAGUCUCUACCGGUACCAAAUGUCCAGGAACCUCGACUUAAUCCCGAUCUUGAUCCGUUCAUCCUCAGAUCUUCACGAAACACUAACAGAUGGGAUGCAUAUGAGAAUCUUGGUUAUGUAAAUCUCCGUAGUGACUAUGAUGGUAUUUCCUGGGACCAUUUGGAUUCAAGAACGAAUAAUGGGCGCAACCAACCGAUUGAACGGUUUCAAUCUGAGACUUUUCCUCCCAGGUCAGCUAAACCGAUAUGUGUUACCAACAAUAGACACCUGUCUCCUAUCCGUAGUCCUGGAUUUGUCCCGUCCAGGAACCCUAUUUAUGUAAUGGAAGCGGCUUCAAGAAUGAUUGAACCAAGUCCUAGGAUGGUUGCUAGAACACGGUUUUCGCCAUCUAAUUCUCCUUCAUCAGUUCCUAUGAGGAUUCAAGAUUUAAGAGAGAAAUUAGAAGCUGCACAGAAAGUAUCUAGCCGUCAAGUCUCUAAUGAUACCUUCAACCUUAAGUACCCAAGUGGAAAGCACAACGAGAAGAGAACCGCAACAUCACUCAUGACACCGUCAACUAGUAAGUUCAUGGGAAAAAGCAGUUCUGAUGGUUUGAAGGGUAAAGUGAAGCCAUCUUAUGUAUCCGCACAAGCAAAGGCCAGUACAACGCCCUUAAGUGUCACCAGAAACUCUGCAAACCAAAAGGAGAAGGCAGAAACUAAAAAAUGCGUAGCCAAAAGCCAGAAUGGUCUCAGAGGCUCUCCCAUUAACUUGGGAAAGAGUAAGCAGAAUAACCAGAAACAGAACUGCAGAGACAACCAACCUUCAAUGACCUCUGUUUUAAACCAAAAAGGCAGCAAAAUAAAUAACAAAGUUGUAAUCAAGGUUCCAGUGGAAAGUGGAUCGAUAUCAAAGCAGUCAGGUUUAACAACGGCUUCGACGGAAAAGAAUACUUCUUUAUCUUUGUCACGCAAAAAGAGUCUUCCCCGGAGCAAAAAGGUCCCAAAUGGGAUGCAAAAAUCUGGAAUCUCCGAUGAUAAACGGACCAAAAGAAGUGAAAAUUUGAUCAAAUGUAACAUCACCAUUGAUGGUGGCUUGAACAAAGGCAAAGAUGAUCGGAAAAAGGAAAUGGAUGUGAUUUCAUUCACAUUCUCAUCCCCCAUCAAAGGUUUAUCAUCUGACUCCCUAUCCUCCACUCAAGGAAUUGGUCAAGACACAGACUCUCCAGUUAGUUUCAAUAUGAUUGGCGGCGAUUCCUUAAAUGUUCUGUUGGAGCAAAAGCUCAGAGAGCUGACUUCUAAACUUGAGUCUUCUAGCUGUAGCCUGAACCAAGAAGAGUCUUCAAGUUCCAUUUCAAAGGAUGAGGUGAACGGGAUGGUUUCAUUUUCAUCAGAAUAUGAAAAGUCGACCCAAAACGGUCUGGAUAAAGUUUUAUCGGAGAGUGAAUCUGUUUCUGACUGCACCUCAUUCUAUGACAAACAAAAAUUCCAGAUACAAGCAGAAGAGCACGAAGUUAGCAGCAUUAGCACUGUGACGGAAGCAGAUGAUCUCAGAAGCUCCUGCAGCAAGGGUUUCUCAGAUUGCAGACAGACCGCAGAAUAUGGGACAAUACAGUCCUCAUCAGAUCAAGAACUCACCUGGGUUUCAAAUGAGUCGCACCAAGCACAAGACGAGUCCGAGCUCUCAGAAUCUGUAAUAACACUGAGUUACUCAGAAGCCGAAGAAAGGCUUGACUGGGAGCUUGAGUACAUAUCCGAGAUCCUCGGGUCUGACCAACUGAUGGUGAAAGAAUUUGCUCUGGGGAUGGCCACUGACGUAUUACCUGCCAGCCUCUUUGAUGAAAUGGAAGGCCGAGGAGAAGCAACAGCAGCCAAAAUCAAGAGAAAGACACUGUUUGAUUUUGUCAAUAAGUGCUUAGCGCUCAAAUGCGAGAGGAUGUUUAUGGGUAGCUGCAGAGGGCUAUUGGGCAAAGGCGGGUUUUUGUUUGAACAAAGAGAUUGGUUAGCAGAAGAACUGAACAGAGAGAUUCAUGGGUUGAAGAAGAUGAGAGAGAUGAUGAUGGAUGAGCUUGUUGACAAAGAAAUGAGCAGUUUCGAAGGGAGGUGGCUUGAUUUCGAGAGAGAGACAUAUGAAGAAGGCAUUGACAUUGAGGGAGAGAUAGUCUCUACAUUGGUUGAUGAUUUAGUUAAUGAUCUUGUCUCAGGUACUCAAAGAAGAACAUUGAGGCAAAGGGAAGGGCUAGUUUCUACUUUAGUUGAGCCUGAUCUUCUCUCGGCAUUCUAGAUGCUUCUGGUGUGUCUUUUUAGAAGCUUCUUCUAACAGUUUCUCUGACAUGAGAAUUGAGAUGAAGUGAAAGUAGCCAAUAUCGAGGAGCAUUUUUCUCACAAUGUAAUUCACGAGCAUUCCUUCUUUUAUGUUUCUACUUCUAUUGAAAAUGCAAAUAAUAUGAUCAUUUUCCU
This is a messenger RNA of Arabidopsis arenosa, 2782 nucleotides long. The record is from the annotation of a GenBank genome assembly. NCBI's taxonomy places the organism in Eukaryota, Viridiplantae, Streptophyta, Magnoliopsida, Brassicales, Brassicaceae.